This is a messenger RNA of Acanthochromis polyacanthus (spiny chromis), 1921 nucleotides long. RefSeq lists its product as uncharacterized. The transcript has 5 exons. The record is from RefSeq and is a predicted model, not a curated record. Bases 1 to 984 code for a protein of 327 amino acids. Gene Ontology annotation, biological process: response to bacterium. Lineage: Eukaryota; Metazoa; Chordata; Actinopteri; Pomacentridae.
AUGGCUCAUUUGACAGCUCCAAAACGACCAUCAACUUUAGGUAUUCUAUCAGUUAAUGUCGGUGACAAAGUGACUUUAGAAUGUUUCCAUCAAAAAGAUAGUCUUGCGAUGAUGUUUUUCUGGUAUAAGCAAACUCUGGGACAGAAGCCACAGCUGGUGUCUACAUACUAUAAGCAUGAGAGAAAUGGUACCUUUAACGAUGAUUUUAACCCCAGUCCACGAUUUCAACUGGAAACUAGCCGAGGUAUAAAUCACCUGAAGAUCUCAAAUGUGCAAUUGUCAGACUCAGCUACCUACUAUUGUGCAAGUUGCUAUAUAUACGAGUGUGAUUUUUUGGAGGAAGUUAUCAUCCAAGUAGAGGGUUCAGGUUUGAACUUUCAGGCUUUGGUUGAGCAGUCAGCAUCUGAGACCAUCCAGACAGGAGAGACUGUGACUCUGAGCUGUACAGUACAUACUGGGACCUGUGAUGAAGAACACAGUGUUUACUGGUUCAAAGAUGAAGAAGAAUUGCAUCCAGAACUCAUUUACACCCGUGGAGGCAGGAAUGAUCAGUGCGAGAGGGAACCCAACACGCAAACACAAACCUGUGUCUACAACCUGCCACUCAAGAGCCUGAAUCUGACUGAUGCUGGGACCUACUAUUGUGCUGUUGCCUCAUGUGGACUAAUUCUGUUUGGAAAUGGGACCAAGCUGGACUUUGAAGAGGAGGCUGGCUCUCUGAUCUUAGUGUAUCUCUUGAGUGGAGCUUUGGGAUUCAGCACCAUUUUGGCAGUUUUACUGGCUUACAAAGCAUAUACUAUGUACAGGACAAAGAGCUGCAAAUGCACAGAGACAUCUUCAGCAGCCUCAGCUCCAAAUGCAGAGGUCUUCCAAGAUGAAGAUAAUCUCCAUUAUGCUGCUUUGAAGCAGAACAACGUCAACAGAUCAAGAAGGAUCAAAGAUGACAACUUGAGUGAAUGUGUAUACUCCAGUGUACGGCAGUAGAGCAGGACUUUUUCAUGUGUGCUUUGUUUCAAUAUGAGCAGAAAUGCCAACUUUGUCAGAUGCCUUCUUCAUAAACUGAAUGUAAAACAUUGCCUUGCAAAAAAAAAAAGAACGAAUCUUUAGCUGCAGUCAAGCCAGGUUACUUGAACGUGACUGAAGGUGUGUUAUUUCCACUCUCACUGUGUUUGUCAUUUACAAUGCAGGAGACCACAUGCACCUCAGCAUGCAACAAUGAAGCAUAGGGAAAUGAGUACUACCAAUGUGGUCGUGUUCUCACAUGCAGAGCAUGGUGAUAACAAACCUCAUAUAAACCAGCUAUAGAGAAAGCAUGUGGCAUAAAACAUAUCUGUCCGAUUCUGAAUUCCUACCCUACGUGAUGUCUGUUAGCGCUCCCAGCUUGUUUACUGUAAAUGUGUUGAGAGCUCACCACAAACCCAGAGACGCGAGGAUCUUUUUUUAACCUCUGAGUGGUUGACAGUCGUUUGGCUCUUAGUAUAUUUCACUCAUCUCUAGGACCCUCUGCGCUCGCUUUGGUCUCAAACAGGAUGUGUCUGCUGUGUUUUCAUGCAUUGCAGCCACACAGUACAACACUGAAGGUAGAAGAAAGAAGAAAGAAAGAAGAAAGGCAUUUUAGCAACUGCAUUAAUCAAGUUCUGAAAGUUCUAACAUGUUUUUCUUAAUGUGACUGCUGAUCUUAUAAAAUAAUAACUAGUAAUAUCAGCUAUCUUUUCAACUGGAGUGCUGUGUAAUGCAACUGACACAAUAGGGGGAUGCAAUGGGGAGUGGUUUAAUACCGAAAAGGUCAAUAGCAACUUGAAACAUAAUGCUUUGAUUGACUAGGCAGGCCAUUUUUAUUUUCUUUUGGUGAAAGAAGUGAUUUUGUAUAUGUGUCUAUCAAUGCAUUUUUUUUCUGAAACAAGAACAAUGUUGUUACAUU